CGCCUACGGCGGAGCACUCCCAACCCAGGCAAAUGCAAGCGCAGCCGCCGCAGGAUAAUGAGCGAAGUUGUCACCCCGGAGUUAUACUGUUGAAUUGCUCCAUCGGCAGAGGAGAGCCGGGGAGACGACAGAGAAGGAUGAAAACAUUUGAAAGCAUCAAGAUGAAACAUAAAUAGUUCUCUCCAUCCCCAUAUCAUUUUGCCUUCGCUCGCCCCAGAAAUCAUUGUCCAACGUGCCAUUCUUUCUCUGAACCCCAGUACUGGAACGCCGACAGCAAGAAAAUCGAUUCCUGCACUAUGAACUCGUCCAAGGAAGUUAUCAUCAUCGGUGGAGGCAUCUCCGGUCUCGGUAUGGCAGUGCAAUUGAAGCGUAUGCUUGGGCAUGACAAUUUUACUAUCUAUGAGAAAUCCGAUAACAUCGGGGGAACCUGGUGGCACAAUCGGUAUCCCGGAUGCGCUUGUGAUAUUCCCAGCCACUUCUACUCUUUUAGCUUUGCUUUGAAGCCGGAUUGGACGACCAUGUAUCCGGGACGUGAUGAGUUACAUGGAUAUUUCAUGUCUGUCGCUGAGGAGUACGAAAUCAUCCCUCACUGCCGAUUCAACGCCAUGUGUCUUAACCUGGUCUGGGACUCCACUCGAUCUUUGUGGGUGUGUACAUUUCAGGACACAAUCAGUGGAGAGAUGUACACAAGAGAAGCUCCCGUGGUAGUCAGUGCAGUUGGCACACUGGAUCGUCCUUUCAUUCCUGAAAUCGAGGGAUCAGAAACGUUCACGGGCAAAACCUUCCACAGUGCGCGUUGGGAUGACACUUUGAAACCUCAAGGAAAAGACAUUGUCGUCCUGGGUAAUGGCGCAUCAGCCACCCAGUUUGUUCCCGAGUUGGUGAGGGAGGUUGGCCCAAAAGGAAGUGUCACUCAGUUUGUUCGAAGUGCCCAUUGGUGGACGAAAAGAGGAAACCCGAAGUACUCUGAAACUUUUAAGAUGAUGAUGAAAUAUGUGCCAUUUGCAGCUCGUGCGUACCGCUUGCUCUUGGCAUGGGAACUGGAGAGCGUGUUUUUCUCAUUCCACAUGAACGCGAGAGGUAGGGCUAUGCGUCAGCAAACUCGAGACGCCACCCAUGCCUAUAUCGAGAAUGAUGCUCCCUCGAAAUAUCGUGAGAUUUUGAAACCCAACUAUGAGCCUGGCUGCAAACGCCGAGUCAACACUGCAACCUACCUCGCUUCGCUGCAUUCGCCACAGAUGUGCCUGACCAAGGAUCGCGUCGUCAAGAUCGGUCCAGACCACGUGGUUACCGAAGCAGGAGACCGAUACCCUGCAGAUGCUAUUAUUUACGCCACCGGGUUUCUCACUCAGAAGUGGCUCCAUCCUAUCGAGGUCAAAGGCGUCGGGGAAAGGGACUUGCAUCAGAUAUGGGAGGCGUCUGGCGGUGCCGAGGCCUAUAAAGGCACCGUAGUCACUGGUUUCCCGAACUUCUUCAUUCUAUACGGGCCCAAUGCUGCUACUGGUCAGCAUUCUGUCAUCUUCCAUUCGGAAUGUCAGAUCAACUACUCGUGCCGCCUCCUGCGCAAGGUCUUGGGUGGGCAGGCUGACUCUAUCAUGGUCAAGCAGAUGGCACAGAAGCGCGACCUCACCUGGGUACAUAAGAAGCUUCAGGGACUUGUAUUCAACAGCGGUUGCCAGAGCUGGUGGAUGGACCCCGUCACGAAGAAGAACACGUUCAUCUACCCCGACCCCAUGUAUAAGUACUGGGCGCGCACUGUCUUCCCACGCUGGUCAGACUUCGAAGUUAAAGCAAGUCAGCCAAACCACAGUUUCGCCGUGACAAUCAUUGGAAUUGCUUUAUCUUUGGGUGCAUUGACAUGGUCCUUUACCUCGCUCGCGGGUACCGCUAAGAUGUUUGAGGAAGCAAGUUGGUUGGCGGGCGGGAAGUGGCUUACGGAUUAUCUUUGAGUUUGAGAAAGUCAGUAGCUUCCAAGGAGCUUUUGUUAUGUGAGAACUUUACUUCUUCCAGCUUUUGCCGAAGGGUCAUUAAAUAAAUCAAUAGAAG
Molecule: messenger RNA, 2046 nt
Organism: Penicillium brasilianum
Lineage: Eukaryota; Fungi; Ascomycota; Eurotiomycetes; Eurotiales; Aspergillaceae
Source: the annotation of a GenBank genome assembly